Messenger RNA from Elephantulus edwardii (Cape elephant shrew), 1392 nucleotides. It is a transcript of the gene LSM14A, whose product is annotated as LSM14A, SCD6 homolog A (S. cerevisiae). Gene Ontology annotation, cellular component: P-body. The record is from RefSeq and is a predicted model, not a curated record. The transcript is spliced from 2 exons. Gene Ontology annotation, molecular function: mRNA binding. Gene Ontology annotation, biological process: P-body assembly; cytoplasmic stress granule assembly. Lineage: Eukaryota; Metazoa; Chordata; Mammalia; Macroscelidea; Macroscelididae. The coding region runs from base 1 to 1392 and encodes 463 amino acids.
AUGAGCGGGGGAACCCCUUACAUCAGCAGCAAGAUCAGCCUCAUUUCCAAGGCAGAGAUCCGCUACGAGGGCAUCCUGUACACCAUCGAUACCGAGAACUCCACCGUAGCCCUCGCCAAAGUUCGGUCCUUUGGUACAAAAGACAGACCAACAGAUCGACCGAUACCACCUCGAGAUGAAGUCUUUGAAUACAUUAUAUUACGAGGAAGUGAUAUUAAAGAUGUCACUGUUUGUGAGCCACCAAAACCACAAUGUUCUUUGCCUCAGGACCCAGCCAUUGUUCAGUCUUCACUAGGUUCCUCUACUUCUUCAUUCCAAUCGGUGGGUUCAUAUGGACCUUUUGGCAGGAUGCCGACAUACAGUCAGUUCAGUCCAAGUUCCAUAGUUGGACAGCAAUUUGGUGCUGUAGGUGUUGCUGGAAACUCUUUGACAUCUUUUGGAGCAGAAGCAUCUUCAAACAGUGGUACCUUAUCCCAAAGUAAUGCCGUUGGGUCUGCCUUCACACAGGGUUCGAGAUCUCUAAAACCUCAGUUAUCACAAGGUCGUUCAAGCCCUCAGUUAGACCCUUUGAGGAAAAGCCCAACCAUGGAACAAGCAGUACAGACCGCCUCAGCCCACUUACCUGCUCCAGCACCUGUUGGGAGAAGGAGCCCUGUAUCAACCAGGCCUUUGCCAUCUACCAGCCAAAAAGCAAUAGAGAAUCAAGAGCACAGGCGAGUUGAAGUGCAUAAAGUUCCAAGGCUAGAAAAUGAGCAACUUAGAAAUGAAAGCAAGAAACAAGUAGUUCCAGGAGCUCCUUCAGCUCCAAGGAGAGGCCGUGGGGGUCAUCGAGGUGGCAGGGGAAGAUCUGGUAUUCGGAGAGAUGGGCCAAUGAAAUUUGAGAAAGCCUUUGACUUUGAAAGUGCAAAUGCACAAUUUAACAAAGAAGAAAUUGACAGAGAGUUCCAUAAUAAACUUAAAUUAAAAGAAGAUAAACUUGAGAAGCAGGAGAAACCUGUGAACAGUGAAGACAAAGGAGACUCAGGAGUGGAUACCCAAAACAGUGAAGGAAAUGCUGAUGAGGAAGAUCCACUUGGACCUAAUUGCUAUUAUGACAAAACGAAAUCCUUCUUUGAUAAUAUUUCAUGUGAUGAUAACAAAGAACGGAGACCAACAUGGGCUGAAGAAAGAUUAAAUGAUGAGACGUUUGGAAUCCCACUACGUCCAAACCGUGGCCGUGGCGGCUACCGGGGCCGAGGAGGUCUUGGCUUUCGUGGAGGCAGAGGGCGUGGAAUUGGCAGGGAUGGCACCUUCGCCAGCCCUCGAGGGUUUCGUGGUGGAUUCAGAGGAGGUCGUGGGGGCCGAGAGUUUGCAGAUUUUGAAUAUAGGAAAACCACAGCUUUUGGGCCCUAA